This is a messenger RNA of Condylostylus longicornis, 497 nucleotides long. RefSeq names its product thioredoxin domain-containing protein 17-like. Gene Ontology annotation, cellular component: cytosol. The record is from RefSeq and is a predicted model, not a curated record. Bases 72 to 449 code for a protein of 125 amino acids. Gene Ontology annotation, molecular function: protein-disulfide reductase [NAD(P)H] activity. The transcript is spliced from 2 exons. NCBI's taxonomy places the organism in Eukaryota, Metazoa, Arthropoda, Insecta, Diptera, Dolichopodidae.
ACAAAAACGUACAAUUUUGUUAAAAUUGAAUUUUCUAGUUUUAGUUUAAAUUCCUUGAAGUUGUUAUAAAGAUGGAAAAUAUUGAAAAAUUAAGUGGAUACAAUGAAUUUAGAAAUUAUGCUGAUAACAUUAAAUCUGGUAAUGUAAAUUUUUAUUUUACUGGUUCGAAAAACGAAUCUGGAGUUAGUUGGUGUCCUGAUUGUGUAGAAGCUCUACCACAUGUUGAAGAGGCAUUUGAAAAAUAUCAAAAUAAUUGCACUUUGAUAAGUGUAGACGUUGGCGAUCGGGCAUACUGGAAAGAUAUGUCAAAUCCAUUUAGAUUAGAUAAGGACAUUAAAUUAAUGGUAAUUCCAACGUUAAUUCGAUGGAAAAAACCACAACGCUUAGAAGGUGAUCAGUGUGCAAAAAAAGAUUUGUUGCAAAUGUUUUUUUCGGAUGAAGAAGACUAAAAAUAAAGUAACUCACUUUUUUAUAAUAUAAAUAAAUUAGAAACUUUA